UUGUCUAAUCCACAACCUUCAACACCGUUAGAUCCGCAGCCAUCAUCAUAUGAUGCACAGAUAUCAGUUGAUCCACACGAAUGUUUUUCCCCCGAAAUCGUGCGACCACUACCUAAAGCCGGACCACGAAAGUCAACUAUUAAUAGGAAGCGCCGAAAAACUGCUAUUUUGACGGACAAAUCAGAAAAAGAAAAUCUACGUAAAGAACAAGAAACCUUGAGUAAGAAAAAGGCUAAAGGUGUAAACAAGAAAAGCAAAGCAGCUAAAAGAGUUGAGAAAGUAAAAAAAGCUAUUUUACAAGAGGUUAAUAGUGAUUCCAGCUCUGACGAUGAAUGCUUCUGUUUGAUUUGCUGCGAGAAGUACAGUGACAGUGUUCCAGACGAAGGUUGGAUUCAAUGCAAUCUUUGUAAACAAUGGGCCCAUGAAAAAUGUAUCUCAAACAGAGGUAGCAUUUACUUUGUUUGUAUUAGCUGUGAUUCAGAAAACGAUGAGUCUGAUUAA
Molecule: messenger RNA, 501 nt
Organism: Parnassius apollo (apollo)
Lineage: Eukaryota; Metazoa; Arthropoda; Insecta; Lepidoptera; Papilionidae
Source: the annotation of a GenBank genome assembly